Messenger RNA from Lampris incognitus (smalleye Pacific opah), 2323 nucleotides. RefSeq names its product ras-related protein Rab-11B. NCBI's taxonomy places the organism in Eukaryota, Metazoa, Chordata, Actinopteri, Lampriformes, Lampridae. Bases 95 to 751 code for a protein of 218 amino acids. Gene Ontology annotation, cellular component: recycling endosome. Gene Ontology annotation, biological process: regulated exocytosis; constitutive secretory pathway. Gene Ontology annotation, molecular function: GTPase activity; GTP binding. The transcript has 5 exons. The record is from RefSeq and is a predicted model, not a curated record.
CGAAGGCUGGUCCUGGCCGGCACCUUAGACGAGGGAGCGAAGGUCCGCUGUUUGGCAAAAAGUACUCGGAAAGUAGAAUAAAUAGUCUACUGCAAUGGGAACCCGAGAUGACGAAUACGACUAUUUGUUCAAAGUUGUGUUAAUAGGAGACUCUGGAGUGGGCAAGAGUAAUCUGCUGUCCCGUUUCACAAGGAAUGAGUUCAAUCUGGAGAGCAAGAGUACCAUUGGAGUGGAGUUUGCCACCCGCAGCAUCCAGGUGGAUGGCAAGACAAUAAAAGCCCAGAUCUGGGACACAGCUGGACAGGAGCGUUACAGAGCCAUCACCUCGGCGUACUACCGAGGGGCGGUUGGAGCUCUCUUAGUUUAUGACAUCGCCAAGCACUUGACAUAUGAGAAUGUGGAACGCUGGCUUAAGGAGCUGAGGGAUCACGCUGACAACAACAUCGUUAUCAUGCUGGUUGGCAACAAGAGCGACCUUCGCCACCUCAGGGCAGUGCCCACUGAUGAGGCACGAGCCUUUGCAGAAAAGAACACACUCUCAUUUAUCGAAACCUCAGCCCUGGACUCCACUAAUGUAGAAGAAGCGUUCAAGAACAUUCUGACAGAAAUCUACCGUAUUGUAUCACAGAAGCAGAUAGCAGACAGAUCCGCUCAUGAUGAGUCUCCAGGGAACAAUGUGGUAGACAUUAGUGUCCCCCCCACCACUGACAGACAGAAGGGCAAUAAGCUGCAGUGCUGCCAAAGCCUGUGACACUCACCUUUACCCUCCCACAUUUACUUCCCUCCAAAACUAUUCUCUCUUCAUCUCUGCUUUACUCCAAGUGUUGUGCUGCUAUUGUCUCUAUACUUUCAUGUGUUUAGAAGUCUCUUAAGAUACCAAGACUCCAGUAGUUGACAUUCCUUUUGUUUGUUUGUUUUUUCUCCUGUUUUUCUUUGUUUUGUUAUUGUUGUCUUAUUCAGAAGAACCCAAUUUCUAUACCUAUCUUUUACUAGCAGCCUCAUAAUAACCUGGACCGGGAGAAACAGUUGAUUAUGCUAAGCUGUAAUGAGGCUGGUCUCUGGCUUUAUCUACUAUGCGUUUUUGUUUUGACUGACUUGUCUCUGUAGCCCUGAUCAUGUGACCCAAUCCUGUUGAAGGAAUGGUGAGGGAUCAGUAAGGCUAUAUCUGAGUGCUGUAAGUGAUUUUCUUUCCAUCUUCAUUCCCCCACCUGGGCUGAUAUCCAUGUGUUCACAUAUUGGGCUACAGUUUGAUUUCUUGUUCAUCUAAUUCUGCCCAUUGUGUGAGACAGGUGAAGGAGUGGGGACAGGAAAAGAAGGGAUGGGAUUCUGGUGCCCUCUUUUCUUUUCCUCUGAGCACUGAUCCCUGUGUGGUAUGAAAUUAGCUACAACCAGGGACCUGACUUGUAGUUACUGUCAAACAAGUGGAAAAGUUCGAAAGGAAUUGAGUUAAUUUUUGAAUGUUAUUGAUCAUCUGAGCACACAAAGAUACCAAAGUAGAUAAAUGCAAUCAUUGUCAAUUUGGGAUUAUCUCAUUUAGGUAUGUUCAAGGCUGCUUAAAUUACAGAUCAUAGCUAGAUCAUUCAAAGCAAGAUUAUUCAAAGCAAUAAUUUAUUUGCAAAAACUCAUGAUAUAGCAAUCUUAUGAAUUAAAUUGGUAGAUGGUUUUGUAAUGAGCUGGUGUCAGCCUGGAACAAGUCUAUUGGUUAAUUCCUCUUGAGCUGGCUCAGGCAAUGACCUCCUUCAACAGUCUGCCUAAAAAGAAAAACAAGUAGUUUUUGCACUUGUGUCCAGUAAUUUCAAUGGGACGUAUCACGUAACUAUCUUAGAGUAACUAAAUUUUUUGUUAAGUAACACUGACUAGUUGGUUGUGUUGUUGAGGACAUUGUAGAAAAAAACACUAUGCUGGGUGUUUCUCCUUUUUCAGGAACAGUUUCCUCCCUCUAACCCUAGCUCCCAAUUGCUUUCAUAUUUUUGUUUACACGUUCUCAUUAUUCUGAUAUGUUAUAAAAGCAAAUUGAUGGGGGUACAUGGAAUUGUUAAUGGAAAACUUUCCCUACAACAAAAUAUGCACUUCACUUAACACUUUAACAAGUCCAACCAUUUAAACCAUUGUCAACCCAGUUAUUGGAAGUUAGAAAUUUCAAUUGUUUAUGGUUGGCUUAAAUGCCUUAUGUUUCAUCUGGUAAAAAUGCCUUUUUUUGUGUGAUUCAUACUUUACCUGCACAUAAUAUCCUGUGACAAUAUUUUUUGUUGAAAAUUUCUCAAGUCAAAUCUGUUGUGCUGCCUUCACAUCACAUAAAUAAAUGCUGAAAAAUAAAUCUAAU